Messenger RNA from Candidula unifasciata, 1071 nucleotides. Lineage: Eukaryota; Metazoa; Mollusca; Gastropoda; Stylommatophora; Geomitridae. The record is from the annotation of a GenBank genome assembly.
AUGGGUCUUUGUAAGUGUCCCAAGCGCAAAGUGACCAAUCUGUUUUGUUUUGAGCACAGAGUCAACGUAUGUGAGCAUUGUUUGGUUGCAAACCACGGGAAGUGUAUUGUGAAAUCCUAUCUGCAAUGGUUGCAAGACAGUGACUACAGCCCCUUGUGUACUCUCUGUCACCAAAAUCUGGCAGAUGAAGAAUAUGGUGAAUGUGUCAGGUUGUCAUGUUAUGAUGUAUUUCACUGGACCUGUUUGAAUCAGUAUGCCCAGAGACUGCCAGCACAAACAGCACCUGCAGGCUAUACGUGUCCACUGUGUAGUUCUUGUAUAUUCCCACAAGCCAACCUGGUCUCUCCUGUAGCAGACUCCCUGCGUGCAUUACUGCAGCAGGUAAACUGGGCCCGUGCAGGACUGGGUUUGCCUUUGAUUGAAGAAAAAGCCCCUCCACCUCCUCCCCUGCAACCAAAAUCGGUACCAGUUGUCAAUGGAGCUGCAGGCCCUUUGAGAUCAGAUACAUCCUUAGGGACAUCCUUGGGUUAUGCUCCAGGACUUGGAACAUCUCCAGCUCCUCAAAGCCUUGCUGCUAGUGGCAGCAGCCAUAAUGUAGGGACCACUGGCUCCAGACCAAGUGCUCAGGUAGCUCCAUACUCAGCCACGCCCAUGGGUGGUGCCUUCUCACAGCACAGUGUGAUUAGUGUGGAUGAAGGCACCAGCGCAAGAGGACAAGAUAGAGGGGCCACCUUUUCAAAUCCCCGCAGACUGUUUGAUACAACAAAAGAAGAUGAGAUAUUUGGUGAUGUUGCCAGGUCACAGGACCAUGAUGAAGACAAGUAUAAAAGAAGACCAGCCUUGCAGUGGCUGGCUCGAUGGUUCAACUCUGUAGAUGGUAACAAACGUAAAGAUCCUCAUGCAGUAAAGAAACGGUUUGCUGUUGUGCUUCUGUUGGGCAUCAUUGGUUUCAUCACUGUGGUGAUUAUUUUUGCCAAAUUUGGGCGACAGGCAACAGAAGAUGACCCUGUCUUUGACCCGCUGGCAAAUCCUAACAUCAGAGUGGAACAAAAAGCUGAUUCUGUCCAGUAG